AUGUUGCUGGUAGCGAACCUCAGUCCGGUGUUCGGCUUCGUCGGAGAGUUAUCGACCAGUAUUGAGUGGGCGCUGAACACUGGAGCACUGAAGCAUCUCACAGACCACGGAAUUAUCACAGCAACCGAACUCUCACAGUCCGAAGACGCGCACGUUCUUUCACAGGCACAUCCACAUGACCGUCUCACAUUCCAUUCCCUGGCUAACGUCAUUCGUAACAUUUUCAAAGAACGACCAGAAAACAUGAAGUCGAAGCUUAACGUUAUGAAGAGCGUUUUUUUUACAGUUCGAACUUCACUCUUAUAA
Ostertagia ostertagi is the source of this 306-nucleotide messenger RNA. Lineage: Eukaryota; Metazoa; Nematoda; Chromadorea; Rhabditida; Trichostrongylidae. The record is from the annotation of a GenBank genome assembly.